AUGGCAGGAGCAGGUGUUAGACAGGAGCAGGUGAAAAGGCAGGAGCAGGCCAAGGAAGGCAGGAGUAGGUCAGUGAAGGCAGGAGCAGGUCAAGGAAGGCAGGAGCAGGUCAGGGAAGGUAGGAGCAGGUCAAGAAAGGCAGGAGCAGGUCAAGGGAAGGCAGGAGCAGGUCAGGGAAGGCAGGAGCAGAUCAAGAAAAGGCAGGAGCAGGUCAGUGAAGGCAGGAGCAGGUCAAGGAAGGCAGGAGCAGGUCAGGGAAGGCAGGAGCAGGUCAAGAAAGGCAGGAGCAGGUCAGGGAAGGCAGGAGCAGAUCAAGAAAAGGCAGGAGCAGAUCUGAACUAUGAGUUAGCAGCAGCAGCAACAGUAACAGCAGCAGGAGCACCAGCUGCUCAAGUAGCAACAGCUGCUCAAGUAGCAACAGCUGCUCAAGUAGCAACAUCUGCUCAAGUAGCAACAGCUGCUCAAGUAGCAACAGCUGCUCAAGUAGCAACAUCUGCUCAAGUAGCAACAGCUGCUCAAGUAGCAACAUCUGCUCAAGUAGCAACAUCUGCUCAAGUAGCAGCAGCGGCUCAAGUAGCAACAGCUGCUCAAGUAGCAACAUCUGCUCAAGUAGCAACAGCUGCUCAAGUAGCAACAUCUGCUCAAGUAGCAACAUCUGCUCAAGUAGCAACAGCUGCUCAAGUAGCAACAGCUGCUCAAGUAGCAACAGCUGCUCAAGUAGCAACAUCUGCUCAAGUAGCAACAGCUGCUCAAGUAGCAACAGCUGCUCAAGUAGCAACAUCUGCUCAAGUAGCAACAGCUGCUCAAGUAGCAACAGCUGCUCAAGUAGCAACAUCUGCUCAAGUAGCAACAGCUGCUCAAGUAGCAACAGUGUCGUGA
Molecule: messenger RNA, 879 nt
Organism: Procambarus clarkii (red swamp crayfish)
Lineage: Eukaryota; Metazoa; Arthropoda; Malacostraca; Decapoda; Cambaridae
Source: RefSeq, a predicted model, not a curated record